This is a messenger RNA of Daphnia pulex (common water flea), 1410 nucleotides long. It is a transcript of the gene Hat1, whose product is annotated as histone acetyltransferase type B catalytic subunit-like. NCBI's taxonomy places the organism in Eukaryota, Metazoa, Arthropoda, Branchiopoda, Diplostraca, Daphniidae. The transcript is spliced from 10 exons. Gene Ontology annotation, cellular component: nucleus. The coding region runs from base 214 to 1410 and encodes 398 amino acids. The record is from RefSeq and is a predicted model, not a curated record. Gene Ontology annotation, molecular function: histone H4 acetyltransferase activity; histone binding. Gene Ontology annotation, biological process: subtelomeric heterochromatin formation.
UUUAAGUUGUUUGGGCUAGAGAACAUGGAUCUCCAAAUCGGUUGCCCAAUCCCUCCAACAACCUUUUUCGCGGUCAGUAGUGAUUCAGUAGUGAUUCAGUUCGUCAGAAGUUUUUGCAUGCCGCCCGCCUGUGCAUUUUAGAAAGUAGCAAAUUAUUAUUAGCACUUGUUAAGUCAUAGUGCAGCUUAAUUUAUAUUAACUAUUCAUAUUGAAAUGGAAGGUUCUUACAAAAAAAAUGUACUUCAGUCAUUCAUCAUCGAUUCGAACGAAGCUCUAGAUUUUAAGUUAGUUCGAGAACCUUCUGAUGUUGAUAAUGAUGAAACUACCUUCAAACCAGAAAUGUCUCAUCAAAUUUUUGGAGAAAAUGAAAGCAUAUUUGGUUACCAGAACCUCAAAAUUAGCUUGUACUACACUGCAGGAAAACUAAACACAUACCUUGGAAUGAAUUACAGUAAAAAAGUUGAUCCCAAGCAAUUUGAAGGAGCUACAGCUGAUGAUGUAAUGGGAGCCAUCACUCCUAAACUUCCACCUGGUUACAUGACUAACCUUGAUGACUUUCUCGUAACCCUAAACAAAGAACAAAGCUUCAAACCUCCUGGUGAACUUCUUUCAACAUACUCUAUAAACAAAGGUUCGGCCGCAGAAAAGAAUUUUGAAUUGUACAGUUGUACGAUAGAAGAACCUAGUUUUCGAUCAUACCACGAGCGAUUGCAAACUUUCCUCUUGUGGUAUGUGGAUGCAGCUAGCUUUAUCGACGUUGAUGAUGACCGCUGGCGCUUUUACUUAAUAUUCGAAAAAUAUCCUUGUGAUGGAAGUCAUCGAUAUGCUCUGUGUGGAUAUGCCACAGUUUACCUUUAUUUUGCUUAUCCUAAUAAAACUCGGCCUCGCAUCAGCCAGUUCUUAGUUUUGCCACCUUUUCAACGCGUAGGUCUUGGAGCAGAACUUCUAAACACCAUUUAUCGUUCAUUUCUUAAGGAUUCCAACAUACUUGACAUCACAGUUGAAGAUCCUUCGGAAGAAUUCACUCGUCUUCGUGAUUUUGUCGACGCUCAAAAUAGCAAAAAACUAUCGUCUUAUUCUAAAGAAAAACUUCAACAAGGAUUUAAUGCUGAGAUGGUGGAAGAUGCUCAACGAGAGCUUAAAAUCAACAAAAAACAAGCAAGGCGUGUUUAUGAAAUCCUUCGUUUCGAGGCAACCAACCUAGCGGAUGUCGAAGAAUAUCGUGCCUAUCGCUUAGACGUAAAGCGUCGCUUGAAUAUUCCCUAUCAGAAAGAAGCAUCAGAUUACAAGAAAUUACAAAAGGCCCUCAAUGCAGAGGAACUUCGCUCUACCCUAUCUACUUCAACUAAGGAACAACGGAUUGAAAACCUGGACAAGCAAUAUCAAAUGCUAGAAAAUGAGUACAGGUAA